UAUCUUAGCCAUGUAAUAGACUGAUUGUUAUUACGACAGUUCCGACGCUCCAUUAUUUUCGCCGCCACUGAACGGUGGGGCUGGCGACGGUAUCGGUAGUUUCCGACGGAACUGAACUGGGCCGCGGGGGAAAAUCAAUGGCUGUGAAUCCUUCAGUGGCGAGUUCAACUUCAUCUUGACGACAGUGGACGUGCUUCCUCCGCAGUUCGCUUCUUCUCUCUUGUUGCUGUCGAGUUCCAAUUGCACGAGAGAGAUUACCAAGGUUCCAACUUCCAGUGUUGAGAGCAGAAUGCGAACUGCAAAGGUUUGGAGAAGUUGUAUGGCAUAGUGCUUUGUGUUCUUUGAUUCCUAUAUCCUCUGCGCUCUCUUUUGAGAAACUUGGGAGAUAUUAGGAUAUUUCAUGAACUAGGUUUUCAGCAUUCUAUGGUUUUUAGCUUCAUUUUUCUGAGGGGAAGUUGUGUUUUUAGACGAGGUUUCCAUAAGGGUAAGAAGCUUUUAAGUCAAAGCACUGAGGAUAUCAUUUGUAAAGCAAUUUGUGUUAAUUUAAAACAGAGAAGAUGGAAGUUUUUAGAGCAAGUAUCACCUAGUCUCACGAGUUCGUUGAUCUGUCGUGUUGUUCGCGAGUUUCGUAGCUCUCCACAGUUAGCUUUAGAAUUCUACAACUGGGUUGAGGCGAGAGACAACUUUUCGCACUCAUUAGAAUCUUGUUGUACCUUAGUUCACGUGUUAGUCAAUUCCAGAAAUUUUAAUGAUGCCUUGUCUGUCAUGGAGAGUUUAAUGCUUAAAAAUGGUAAGCCGCCAUUGGAGGUUCUGGGAGGGUUGAUUGAUUGUUACAAAAUUUGUAAUUCAAAUCCUGCAGUCUUUGAUGCUCUGGUGAGGACUUGCACUCAGUUAGGGAGGCUGGAAGGUGCAUAUGACGUAAUAAAAAAGUUGAGAAAUGAAGGUUUUUGGGUUUCGAUUCAUGCUUGGAAUAACUUCUUAAAUCAACUUUUAAAGUUGGACGAGACUGAUAAGUUUUGGAACAUGUAUAAGGAAAUGGUUGCCAGUGGUUACAGUGAAAAUGUGAAUACUUUUAAUUUGAUUAUUUAUGCUUUAUGCAAGGAAUGCAAAUUACUAGAAGCAAUUUUUGUAGUUUAUUUGAUGCUGCAAAUUGAAAUUUGGCCUAAUGUUGUCACUUUUAAUAUGAUCAUUGAUAAAGCAAGUAAAAUGGGUGACAUGGGUCUUGCUCUAAAGCUAGCAAGGAACAUUGGGGUAAUUUCAGGAAGAAGUGUAUCACCUAAUAUAGUUACGUAUAAUUGUAUCAUUAAUGGAUUCUGCAAGAUAAGAAGGUUAGAGUCUGCAAAAAAUGUUCUUGGUGAAAUGAUUAAGCUGGGAAUAGAUUUCAAUGUGAGAACAUAUGCCAUUUUGAUUGACGGGUAUGCUAGAAAAGGGAGUUUGGAUGUGGCAUUUAGGUUGUGUGAUGAAAUGGUUCAAAUGGGCUUGAUUCCAGACACUGUUGUAUAUAACUCUAUCAUCUACUGGCUUUACAUGGAAGGAGAAUUAGAAGAAGCUUCGUUUUUAUUAUCUGACAUGAUUAAUAGGCAUGUCCUCCCGGAUGAGGUUACCUUCUCAAUCCUUACAAAGGGUCUUUGUCUAAAUGGACAUCUCAAUAAAGCUUUAAGAGUUCAUGACCACAUUCUCGGAAGAAACCUUGUAAAAGAUGCUUUUACUCAUAAUAUUCUCAUCAACUAUAUGUUACAGAGCCAAAAGGUAGCAGGUGCCAAGCAACUACUGAGCAGUAUGAUUGUUCGUGGUAUCAAACCUGACAUGGUUACUUAUGGCACUCUGGUUGAUGGGCAUUGUAAGGAAGGAAAAAUCGAAGCUGCAGUUAAGAUUUACGACAAAACAAUAAAGGCAGAUGGAAAAUGUGACUUGGUUAUAUAUAAUUCUAUUUUAGAUGGUUUGUGCAAGCAAGGUUCAAUCGAUGCUGCCAAACUCUUGGUAGACAAAUUACAGCAAAACGGUUUCCUCGAUACGGUUACCUAUAACACAUUACUACACGGAUACUGCAUCAAUGGGAAGGUUGAGAAGGCUUUUGCACUGUUUCUAGAGAUGAUUAACGUGGGGAGUUUGGUGAACAUAGUUACUUACAACAUAAUGAUUAACUUUCUGUGCAAGAUGGGAUUGAUUCAUCAAGCCAUGGAACUGAUGAGAGCAAUGAUUAGCCAGGGGAUAGUUCCUGACCUUAUAACAUACACGACUCUCAUCACCAAUUUUGUUAAGAGUUGUGGCUCUGAAGAUGUAAUUGAGUUACAUGAUUAUAUGGUACUUAAAGGAGCCGUUCCUGAUAGGCAAACAUACCAGUCUCUUGUGAGCCCCUGCCUUCAAGAAAACGUUGAAGGGUAGCCGCAUAGCACAACUGGCACAUACCUUCAGAUUGCAGGAGUAGGAUGAAGGAUUCCAGCAAAGACGUCUCACAUUCUCAAUCGAACAGGAAAUUUUACAUUUGCUGCUCCAGUAUUGUAUCAUAUAACCAAUGCAAGUGUUUUACCCCUAAUUUUUUUCUUAUAAUUUUUUGUUGAAAUAGGUAGUCUUAUCCAAUGUUGUUAAAUCGAUCAAAUGUAAGCUAUUACUUGUAAAUUUAAUUUUGGCACUUGUAAAUUCUUGUCUUUUCAAGUAGUAAAUUUACAUUUCUGGUUCUAAUUAUUCAA
This is a messenger RNA of Benincasa hispida (wax gourd), 2690 nucleotides long. RefSeq lists its product as uncharacterized. Lineage: Eukaryota; Viridiplantae; Streptophyta; Magnoliopsida; Cucurbitales; Cucurbitaceae. Gene Ontology annotation, molecular function: protein binding. The record is from RefSeq and is a predicted model, not a curated record.